Molecule: messenger RNA, 1224 nt
Organism: Odocoileus virginianus texanus
Lineage: Eukaryota; Metazoa; Chordata; Mammalia; Artiodactyla; Cervidae
Gene: EFCAB9
Product: EF-hand calcium binding domain 9
Biological process (GO): flagellated sperm motility; sperm capacitation
Cellular component (GO): cytoplasm; sperm principal piece
Molecular function (GO): calcium ion binding; calcium ion sensor activity
Source: RefSeq, a predicted model, not a curated record
UAUCCUUGUAGCUUAUUUUAUACACAACAGUUUGUUUCUUGAGCCUUGAGCCGGUUUCUUAAUCUGUAAAAUAGGUAUAAUAAUCUCUGCCUCUUAGGAUUCUAUGACUAGUCUUCAGACUAAAUGAGUUAAUAUAUUAACACACUUAGUACAGUGCCUGGCAUGUAGUUACAUAGCUGUUUGCUUUGAUAAUAAUAAUGAGCACAGUCUGUGGAUGGGUGUCUUUCACUGACUUUGGAAAAUUCUCAUUUUUUAUUUUUGACCACCCUGCUUAGCUUGUGGGAUCUUAGUUCCUCCACCAGGGAUUGAACCUGGGCCUCUGAAGUGAAAGCGCCGAGUCCUCAACACUGGUCAGCCAGAGGAACUGUCACAAUUUUAAGUUUUUAUUGGCUGUUUCCUGUGAUGUCUGACCUAGGAAGAGCUUUACUACCAGAGCUUUUCUCCACCCAACAUUCUAGUUCUGAGGCAGAAUUCUCUGUUCUACUUCAGGUUGCCAGAGUCUUCGGCUUAAAGGGCUCCAUAAUGAAACUGAAGCAAGGAUCGUUUCUGUGGUACCUUUAUCUGGACAAGCUGUAUUGCUUAUUAUCUGUGAGAAAUGUGAAGGCCUUGGUGGAGUAUUUUCACCUUCUUGACGUGCACCGCAAGAACACCUUGAAUGGUCAGUACUUCCAUGUGCUGUUUUACCACUUCCUUCAUCACGUGACUGACUUGACGCGGAACCAGAUCACAGUUGUGUUCCACAUGCUGGACUGGAAUGCGGCGGGCGAGAUUGGUUUUGACCAGUUCUACAUGCUGGUGUGCAUACUGCUGGCGCAAGAGAACCAUUUGGAAGAGCAAUUUCUCUUCCGCCAUUCCCGGCCUGUUUUUGAGUUGCUUGACCUGGAUGGGGAGCUGAAAAUUGGCCCAGACAACCUGUACAUGUACAACUUUCUCUUUAAUAUUAAAAAAGAGCAACUCAGAGACCUCUACUAUAACUUCGACAUCACAGGUGACCGCCUUCUUAAUUACAAGGAAUUUAAGCUGUUUACUAUCUUCUCCAUGGACAAAUAUCAGGAGAGUCAAAAAGCAGAGAAAGAGAAGAAGAAUGAGAAAGCUUUACUCCAAAAGAAAGUGGCACAAGUUAACGAGAGCCAGAGAGAGAGUCUUCUUGGAACAAAACAGUUUGAAAGUAUAAGUAAUUACAAUUGUUAACAUGUCUUAAAAAUAAAUUUAGACCAUCAAAGU